AUCAGUUAACGAUCAUUACCAUAGCAAGAAGCUAAGAUGAACUUUCCCAUGACAAGUGCUGCUAGUAUUCCAAACAUACCUCCACAGAGCCAGAUACAAGCUGGAGAAGCAAUUCCAGCCAUCCCUGAGAUCAGCAAGAUCCGAGAGCUAGCAGAGCAGAUUCGCCAAAGAUGCACACACGCUCAUUUGGCAGGGCAACACCAGACUGCUGCUUUCCAGGUAUCACAGGCAGAAGAGCUGACAAAGAGACUGAAGGAGGUCUCAGAGAGGCUCCAGGAAGCAGUCAAGGAUGUCUCUCUCAACGAUGUGAAGGAGAAGCUAAAACAAGUGGCAACCAGACUAGGACUCAAGUUUGAAACCCAACACUCUACUCAGACACAAACCUGCAGCUUCUUCAUCCUCAGUGAUGCUUUCUACUCGGAGGUCUGUUGUCAGGGCAAUGGACACAUCACCAUUGUUCGACUGGUUCAAUCCUCAUCUCAGGAGGAAUCUGACGUGCUGUGUCAGCUUCUACGUAGCCAUCACUACGCUCUGUUUGAGUGCCACCUGCAAGCUCUCGCGGACUUCUACAAACAGGCCAGCACACAAACUGAUUUCACUAGCAUGUACCGGGCAUUGAUUGCCAUUGAGCAGGAGGUUAUGCACAUCUGCGACAAGAUCCAUCAAAUGGCUGUCAGUGGAAUGAUAAUGAGCAACCCUUUAGGCCACGUCACUCCAAGAAAAGCAGGUUUGCCGCAAUACUUGACUAUAUUCAUUCAUCCGUACGAGGUGCUCAAACACCCCCCUCUCUCAAAGCCUCCUGGGGGUGUGGUCUCUUCCAGACAGGAAGUCAGUUUGGACCUCGGGGUGGCCGUCAAGAUGAAGAUGGAGAAAAGCUACCAGGUCAACCGGCUCUCCAUUAUACCCAACUUAUUUGACUUCAACAGUGCUCACUUCUGUGAGCUGACUGAGCAGAACAGUGUCCUCCUCUCUCUCAACUUUAUCCUGGAGCUCAGUAAAUCACUCCCCACCUGCGGUCUCAUUCUGGACAAACUGCACGAGAUUGUUUUUAAGACCAGCAGUGAACAGAGGAUGGUUCCCACUGGUCGUCAUGUUAACCAGCUAGUGGCUCAGGCUAGGGCAACAAAGGAAGGAAAGGAGAAUUUCUCUGAGACAAAUAGAGUUGUUUGUCUUCCUGAGCAGAGGCAUUACUACUUAAUGCCCUCAGAGCUCCAGUCAGGUGACACGUCACAUGAUACGGCCUAUCCUGCCUCCAUUUGUGGAGCUAUGCUCUCUAAAGUUGUGUUCUGUCAUCCUGUACACCUCUUCAGUAUUAUCCCCCUUCUUCGAAAGCAGCUCAUGUACAACACUCUGCUAGACAGCUGCUUGGGGAGGAGCACUAAAGGGGUUCCCCCUGCCGUUACAGGGUCAGAGUUCGUCUUUGAACUGAGUACAAUGCCUCCGGAACAGAUAGCAGUUGCCAUGGUAACAGAGAGUUGUACAAAUCAGGACGACAGAAUCGUAGUGGAAUUCAUCGUUCCCGAUCAAACGCCUACAAAACUUCAUGUUCAAGUCAAAGUGGGAUCCAGUGGCGCUCGUGUUGAGCAACCACAGCUAGCGGAGAUCACUAGGAGAUGUUUGUCCAUCCCUGUUGCACUACAUGCUGCCCUGAGGCACCCCAGUCAGCUACUGGGCUCACACGGUGCUGCUGCCCUCAAGGCAUAUCAGACAAGCAUGGAGGAAUUUGAUCGAGAGCUGGGUUCACUGUCCGAUGGAGAUGGUCUGUCACUGUCAGGCAACAUGGGGGUUGAGGCUCUGGGACAACUAUUAGGCAUGAAGAGAAAAAGAUUAGAUUGAUGAACAGUUUAUUAUUAAGAAGCUAGUGAAAUUGUCAGAUUAUUAUCAAUUUGUCCUACUUACAAUAAAAUUAAUGUACAUAAACUGUUUCAAUUGUCA
Molecule: messenger RNA, 1935 nt
Organism: Halichondria panicea
Lineage: Eukaryota; Metazoa; Porifera; Demospongiae; Suberitida; Halichondriidae
Product: mediator of RNA polymerase II transcription subunit 1-like
Exons: 12
Coding region: 37-1836 (599 amino acids)
Biological process (GO): regulation of transcription by RNA polymerase II
Cellular component (GO): mediator complex
Molecular function (GO): transcription coregulator activity
Source: RefSeq, a predicted model, not a curated record